AAACUAAAAACAAACAAAUAAACAAUCCCAAAAAGAGAAAGUAUAAUGAUCGCGCCGCGUAGUAAAUAAUCUCUUAAGUAACCUUUUACAAAUAAUAAAAUUAUUUUAAUUUUGCGCACAAAGAAGUGAUUACGAACUACAUACGUAAAUUGUCGCGCUAAUGAUGAUUAUUUGUUGAAAACAAGUUCUUUGUUUGAAAAAAAAUAUAUAAUUUUUUGUGAUUUGUAAAGCAAUAGAAGUUAGCAGUAUGCAUACCGACGAGGAACGUUUGUACGAUCCCAACGAGGAGGAAGAGGUUAGUGAUGCAGCACAAAAUAUUGAUGCCAGUUUGCCAAGAAUUCCAAAUGAAUCAAAUGGAGGCGUUAAUGGCACAAAUGCAUCCUCGCCUACCGCUGAGGACCAACAGGUUGUGGCGGUCAAGCACCGUUGGUUUAUUUUGGAACCUCCAGUAUUUCUAGUAUUCCUAGCUAUGUAUUUAUCCGGAACUGUUUAUCAGAACCAGUUGUUAUAUCAAACCUGCAUUUUCGUUUUUAAUUACAAUGAAACGCAAUGUGAACCUUUGUUGGGUGUUGAACGGGAAACAGAGGAGGUGAAGCGCAUAGAAACCCAAGUCCAACCAUAUGUAGCCAGAAUUUUAAUGGCUCGUUCCCUAUUGGAAAGCAUAAUACCAGCUAUUGUUAGUUUAUUUAUUGGUCCUUGGUCAGAUAAAUUUGGGCGAAGGCCCAUUGUCCUAACAACAUUCACAGGUUAUCUAUGCGGCUCGAUUAUUUUAACCACCUUAAGUUUUAUUGCCACCAAAACUAUUGUAAGUCCAUGGGUGUUCUUAUUAUCAUCUGUGCCUUCAGUCCUAAGCGGCGGUACUUGUGCCUUAAUUACCGGCAUUUAUUGUUAUAUCUCUGAUGUAGCUAAAGCAAGAGCUAGAGCUUUGAGAAUGGUUUUAAAUGAAGCCUCACUUUGCGCCGGCAUGAUGAUUGGUAAUGUAGCCAGUGGUUAUUUAUAUGCGGCUACAAAUGCCGUAACCGUUUUUGCCAUCUCGUCCGGAUUAAUGUUGCUUUCACUUAUCUAUGUGUACAUAUUUGUUGUCGAAAGUUUACAUCCCGACCUAAUACAUUCUGGAUCCAAGCUAAGAGAAUUCUUCCGCUUUGAUUUAGUCAAGGACUUGGUGCAGACUUGCAUCAAAAGAAGGCCCAAUUUCGAUCGUGCCAUUAUCUGGCUGACAAUGAUGGCUUUGACGGUGGCCAUAUUCACAAUGGAAGGUGAUUCAAAUGUUACAUAUCUGUAUGUGAGAAAACAGUUUGAAUGGACCCUCAAGGAUUUUAGCAUGUUUAAUGCGGCGCGUAUUAUAGUACAGAUCUUUGGUAGUGUUUUGGGCAUGUUCAUACUUAGAAAGCUGCUUAAAUUUUCCAUUAUAUCUAUGACUAUGAUCUCCUUAGCCAGUUGCGUUUUAGAGAGUACCGUCAGAGCUACUGCCAUUUAUUGGUGGGAAUUAUAUGUAGGUCUGACUCUGGGCUUUAUGCGUGGCAUAAUGGGACCCAUGGCGCGAGCCAUACUUUCACAUGUGGCCCCCUCAACUGAAGUGGGUAAAAUAUUUGCCUUGACCACUUCAUUGGAGUCCUUGUCACCUUUGAUAGCAGCCCCUCUAUACACUUCGGUAUAUAAUGCAACCUUGGAGUUUUAUCCAGGCCUUUUCAAUUUUAUAAGUGCCGGCUUAUAUUUGUUAUGUUUUACUUUUAUAUCGGCAAUAUUUGGUAUACAGAAAUCCAUGGGUCAAACUGCUACCUAUCAGGCUAUAGGAAGUUAAUAUAAGUAGUAUGAAAAGUGAAUGUAUUUUUGUUUUAAAUAGAACAAUUGUAUUGUACAAGGGCAGUGAUACCUUUUUUAACGGAUGUAUUUUUCCAAAGUGUACCUUCUAUAUAAAUAAUUAUAAUUUUUGCUUUUACAACUAAACGGUAAAAUACCUCUCACAAUAUUUUGUAUAUAAAUAUGUAUGUACAUUUGACCAAAUUUAAGUUGUUGGCAGGAUAAAAUAAAAAAAAGAUUGCUGAAAAUAUUUAAACACCGAAAAUUCUUGCAAAUUUGAUCACUUAUUAGAUCAAUACCCCAUUAACUUUCAAUUUAUCUAAGUAAAUAGACAAAUUGUAUACGUUUUUUUUGAAAUGUUAUAGUAUUGUAAUUUUCUAUUAAAGCUUUAUAAACAUUUCAUUUAUAAUCCAAAUGUAUUUAAAUAAUUCAAUAUAUACAUAUAUCUACUUUUACUACGACAUUGAGUUAAGUCUUCCAAAUACCAAGUAUUUUGGUCUUAACCUGCCGAUAUCAUAGAGAUAAGGGACCUUAAUCAUAUGAAGUUUAUGUUUUUUUAAUAUAUGUAUAAAUAUUUAAUUAUGGUUCCUAGUUAAGGUAAAUUGGAUUUAACAUUUUGACAAGCUCCCAAAAACUAAAUGAAAUGAAUUGAAAUUUUUAACAUAAUUUGUAUGCUGCAUACGAACAAGUAAUUUGGUGUAAAUAAAUGUAAAUUCGAGGAAAA
Molecule: messenger RNA, 2524 nt
Organism: Stomoxys calcitrans (stable fly)
Lineage: Eukaryota; Metazoa; Arthropoda; Insecta; Diptera; Muscidae
Product: proton-coupled folate transporter
Exons: 9
Coding region: 248-1801 (517 amino acids)
Biological process (GO): transmembrane transport
Cellular component (GO): membrane
Molecular function (GO): transmembrane transporter activity
Source: RefSeq, a predicted model, not a curated record